ACUGUAGUGGUGACACUGGGAAUGUCAGUGACACCAAGUCAGUCCCUCCCAGUGUCAGAAUUGACACCAAUACAGUGAUCAGUGCUGAAAAGAAGCAUGAGGGGUUAACUGUGUGCUGGGAGUGUUUUACUGGGGGGUGGUGUCUGUGUGCUUCACUGUAAUCACAAUGUUCUGGAUGGCUGUGCUGUGCACAGCCAUCCAGAGCAGUGUGCCCGAGCUGACAGGGAGGAGGACUGUUAGUAAACAAAGCAGUCCUCCUCCCCGUUGGAGAUGCUCUGCAAUCACCAGGCACUGGCAGGUAAUC
This is a messenger RNA of Staurois parvus, 304 nucleotides long. Lineage: Eukaryota; Metazoa; Chordata; Amphibia; Anura; Ranidae. The record is from the annotation of a GenBank genome assembly.